AUCGUGGCCGAUCGUGGCUGUGUGCGUGUGUAUGAAAAGGCGAAUGUGUUGAACAUUGGGGGGAGUGAGAGGUUGGUGGUGGUGUAAUGUCAGUGGAUUGCGUGCAGAGAGUUAUAGAAAAUGGAAGGAGUAAUCGUUUGCACAGAAGCACAUUUCAUUUGUGCAGCAUUCAUCUCGGUAUGACAGACCGUGUUAGGGUUGAGUGCCUGAGCUAGUAAAUAAUUAGCUGAUGUCACGUUUUGGCAUUUCGCUGAAGUGAAGUAUUUUAAUGUAGCAUGUUAACAUUUACAGUUUUAAAGAAUGUCGGAAAACUUGGAUAGUAAUCCAUUCACAGCCCUUUUCAGCUCUAUGAACGAUGCCGAAUCGUUCGCUCAGCAACAGAUUCAGCAUUUAUCUAGCGCUGAGAAUGCAGUAGAGGUGAUACCUGAAACAGACAACCCUGUCAGUAAUGUGGAUGAUUUGACAGUAUCGCUCCAAGCGAAGGAAUGUUUGGAAGUAAAUCGGUUAGUGGAAGAUGUUUUUAACGUGACACUGAAUAAUCAUUCCCGCAGUGGCAUGAUUAAUGACUUAGUUUUCCUCGAAGAACUUUCCACAGCUGUAGCACCUCAAGAUUGGAUUGACAUUGAAACCCUUGAACAUGCUCUUUUUGAACGGUUGUUAUUGGAAGAUCCAGCAAGACAAGUUAUUGGUAGAAAUGUUUGUGGCAGAGAAGGAUCUUCACCAACCAAUAUGCAUGCUACUCAAAAAGAAGUCAUUACAUAUCUAUUUGAAUGCCACAGAAGACUCGCUAUGAAAUCAGGACCUGAGAAUAAUUGUCAUAACAAGCUUAUAUCUCAGAUGUUAAGUUUAGUGCUGAGAAAUGCAGCCACGGCCCUAAGACAACCAGCGUUAUUUGAGUCACAAGAGCUCCAUUCUCAGAUUUUGCAGCUGGUCAGUGACAACAGCAUUUCAAAGACAGACCUGUGUAAAUUCUUUGAUGGAUUAGUUAAGCAGUUUGUGUUAGAUGAUGGUGAAGUCAGUGCUGUAGACACACUUUGCCUUGCAUUCACCUCAACACUGGAUACUAUUCAUAGCGAUUUGACCAGAAGUAACCUUUUCACAUUUAACCGCUCAUACUUAAGUUUACUGCAUAUAUUUUCUAGUAACAGUCAGUUGGGUUCUGUUCUUAUAGUUCACAGCACACCAAAGGAUUCCCAUUUAGGCUUGACAUAUGCAGACACCUUACUGGGUUCAAUUUUGUCUUUAUCUUGCCUACCGAAAGUACAGGAUGGUCCCUAUGAAUUUUUUGAGAAACCAUCGCUGCAAGUAGCUAGUGUCACAGAAGGAAACAUAUGGACUGCUACUGAAGCAGUGAUUGAGAAUUUAUACAUGAUAUUUCAUGCUUUGUUGAAGCAUUCAAACGAAGUUAGACACCAAACGUUGUGCUGGCUUGCAGAUUGUUUGCAUGCAAAUGUAGGUCGAGGAAAGCUUUGGAACUCCCAUGGCUUGAAUAUAGGAGCAUCAUCAUAUGUUUCUGAUGGAUUUAUGCUCAAUCUUACUGGUGUUCUGUUGCGCUUGUGCCAACCAUUUUGUUCAGACACUGCAGAUCCUAUGUUACUUCGUGUUGAUCCCACAUAUUGUGCUUCCGAAGUCAGUGAUGAUGCUGAGAUGCGUUCAAAGGGUGUUCACAUGAAGAAGAUGGCUUCAGAGACGUGCCUUAUUCCAGCUCCAGAAGAUACCCCUCGACCUUUGUCAGAAACAUAUGGCUUUAUAAGUGAAUGCUUUUACUUGGCACAUAAAGCUUUGGAUUUAGGAUUCAAGGUCACAUUUGAACAGUUGAUGAGGUUAAAUCAAGACUUGGCUCGUAUUCAGCGCGCCUUCAUUGACGCUCAAAACCAAGCUGGGGCAAAUUCAGAUGUGGUGCAAACCAUUGGUGAACGUAUGGAACUAGAGAUGACAAGGUACUUGUCACUUCGUGCAGCACUGUUAGAACCUCAGUCUUUGAGCAGGACGGCACAGCUUCUUGUGGCAACUGCAGUGUGGUUGGUGCAGGUCACAUUGGAUGUUAAUUCUGAUCAGUCUCCAAGAAAAUAUUACACACCUACUCAGUUUAGGACAGUUGAAUUUCCAUUACCACAAGAGGUGCCAGCAACACUGAGCUGUGUGCCUGAGUUCCUGAUAGAGAAUUUAGCCAGUUUCCUGAGUUUCAUCCGUCGUUUCAGCCCAAGAACUUUGGAAGAACAAGGUUUUGCUCUCCUAGAUCCCAUACUUACACAAGUGCUAGUGUUCAUGGGUUCUCCACAGCGGAUGCGAAAUCCACACUUGCGGGCACAUAUGGCUGAAUGCUUGGAAUCCCUCCUUCCACAUCAUGAUGAAGAGCCACCUGCAUUGAAUCCAAACCCCCUUGGCAGCUUUUACAGAGAAAGGCUCUUCAAGGCACAUCCACAUAGGAAACAGAUUGUUGAAAGUCUGCUGGAUGUUUUUGUAGGAAUUGAAAUGACUGGCCAAAGUGUAGCUUUUGAACAGAAGUUUAAAUAUCGCCGGCCAAUGUACAUUUUGAUGGAUUAUUUGUGGCAGAUAGAAGAACAUGCAGAAUGUUUUCAAAACCUGGCGACUGAAGCUGAGGCCAAUAUGGAAGCAGUCACUCCACCCUUGUUCCUAAGAUUUCUGAACCUGUUGAUGAAUGAUGCAGUGUUUCUGUUGGAUGAAGCCCUUUCCAACAUGGCACAGUUGCGACAGAUGCAGACUGCGAGGGAGGCAGGGGAAUGGCAGCAGCUUCCCAUUCAUGAGCGAGAACAGAACGAAGGAUAUUUGCAGCACAUUGGCAUGAUUGCAAGAUUUGACAACAUUUUAGGUCGUGAAACAAUCCACACUCUUGAAUUUUUAACAUCAAAAAUAACGUCAAUAUUCUCCCAUCCGACCAUGGUGGAUCGUAUAGCAGCAAUGCUCAACUACUUUCUCUUUCAUCUUGUGGGUCCAAAGAAAAGAAAUUUCAAGGUUAAGGAUCAGAAGGAAUAUGAGUUUAAUCCUGCCAAAAUUGUAAUGGAUAUAUGCAAGAUUUAUGUUCAUCUUCAUGAGAGUGAUUCGUUUUGCUUAGCAGUUUCCCAAGAUGGACGCUCAUACAGCCCUCACCUAUUCACAUAUGCAGAAGAUGUACUGGCUCGUAUUGGUGGAGGAGCACUGAUUGCUGAUGUACAAGCUGUGGCACUGAAGGUGGCGCAGAUGGCAUCACAGCAACAAACAGAUGAUGAAAUUCUGGCAGAGGCUCCUGAGGAGUUCCUUGACCCUAUCAUGUCCACGCUAAUGAGAGACCCUGUCAUUCUUCCAUCAUCACACACUACAGUGGACCGUUCCACAAUUGCCAGGCAUUUGCUUAGUGACCAAACAGACCCAUUCAAUCGCUCUGCACUGACCAUGGAUAUGGUGAAACCACAUGAUGAACUUAGGCUGCAGAUUGAAGCGUGGAUCAAAGAAAAGAAGCAACAACGCCAAACACAGGCUUCAGAUAGUAACCUGUGAACAAUUUGUUAACAGUGAACCAUCCACUGAUUCACUGUUGGUGAUAUUAAUUCUAUUGGGAUAUUCUUCCAUUACUCUGUUUUAAUUACAUAUUCUUUUUGUGUCUGUUUUCUUUAUUGUCACUUUUAAAAUAGUACGCUAUGAAGGGUCGUUUGUCAGGUACAGAUAGCUGCUGACUUUUUUAUUGCGUAGGAUGGGGUGAGACUGGCGCCCCUUGUUAGAGAAGCCACUGGUGGGCUCAUUGUAGGAGCCCCAGGUGAUGGAUGAAUGUGGAGCAGUCGGUGAAAUGAGAAUUGAAAGGAAACUGAAGUACUAGUAAACCUGCCCCAGUGCCACUUUCUCCACCACAGAUCCCACAUCAACUGCUCUUGAACUGAACCUGAGCCACUGCAGUGGGAAGCUUGUGAAAAAAUCACUGGAGCUGUAGCACAGCUGCUGGUAAAAUACACUACAUUUUAGGCAAGUCCUAUUGAAAAAAUACAUGGACUUCAGUUUCUACAUUUGUAAAACGUGAUGCUGGAAUUUAAAUUUCCUGAUGUGCAGUAGAAUCUUGAUUAUCCAUAGGUGGAGUAUCUGCCUUGAAGAUUAAUUUUAGAAGAUUAGUUAUUGAUUAUAGCUUUCUAUAAUGAUGUGUUUCCUAUUGCAUCUCAUUCAGUAAUAUUUAUGAGUGAUGUUUUACAGUGGUUUGCAGUAGACUGUACGUCUUGUUACCUUGUUGCUGCCUUCUGUUUUAUUACUCAUUGCUAAAAGGCAUCCGGCACAUAAGGCUGACAACCUCAAAGUCAUCUGGGAGCCUCGACAUCUCACGACCCUAUCGUCCUUCACAGCCUGUAACAAGGAUAGCUUUACCUUUUAUGCCUUUUUCUUUCAUCCUGCCUGCAAUCACUAAACAAGUGUUGCUUUCUGCUACUGUGAAGAUAUUUUCCUUAACUGUUUGGCAGGAUUCACACUAAAGCAACUAGAAACAAGCAUCAACAGGUGAUAAGCAGCCAGCAGUUCUUAGUAUCAUAUUGCUUGCAUAGUCACACCAAGGAAAUCGAAACAUGUGUUAGUUUAUGAACUUGCCGGUGAAUGAAAUGGUCAUUGCAUACAAAAUUCUGCAGAAAAUGCAGACUAGCAAAAUGGGAGGUUAAGGAUCUGUGGGUGCACUCAUUAUACAGGGUGAUAUUGUCGGGUUUCCCUGACAAUAAUUUAGAAUCACCUUCUACAUUAGUAAUUAAUGUCUGCAACUCUUUUCCAUACUUUUGAAAAACAUCCUGUAUUGAGUAAUUUGGACUGCAAUAAUGAUAGAGACAUUGAUGCAAUUGUGUGCUUUGUGUGAACACAUUCUUUUGCCGUAUUUCUGAACCAUAAUUACUCUGGCAUAUUUGUUCAAA
Molecule: messenger RNA, 4874 nt
Organism: Cryptotermes secundus
Lineage: Eukaryota; Metazoa; Arthropoda; Insecta; Blattodea; Kalotermitidae
Gene: Ube4A
Product: ubiquitin conjugation factor E4 A
Exons: 9
Coding region: 301-3498 (1065 amino acids)
Biological process (GO): protein polyubiquitination
Cellular component (GO): cytoplasm; nucleus; ubiquitin ligase complex
Molecular function (GO): ubiquitin-ubiquitin ligase activity
Source: RefSeq, a predicted model, not a curated record